GACUCGCUGGGAAGCAACCAAAACUAAUAUUGGAUUUUUUCUCUUCUUCUAAGAGGCAGACUAGCUUUUCUAUUGGCACAGUCUAUAACUAUUUACUGGAGUUUCUAUCUUCAUUUUACAACUGUAAGCCACACUGCAAAUUUACAAUUAAUUACCGAAAGGACCAUGUGUAAUAUAAAACGUCAUCUAUGGACUUGAUUUUUAUUGUGUAUAUUAAUUACAUUUGACAAGGAGCGGCAACAGCUGGAUACAUUUUCGCGAAGGAAAUACUACUUAAUAAGGUUGAUCAUAUAUCUUCAAUAAAUUCAAAUAGACCGUCCGUGUUUUACUUUACCUGUCAUUCGCGUUAAAAAAAAUGGAUCUUAGAAAUACAUCGGUACGUGAAGUUUAAAGAUAAGUGGAUUAAACCAAAUAACAUGCAGUCUUAUCAAUUUGAAAGCCGUGCUAUUUUUGGAUUAAUAAAGUUGAAAAAGAAGUCGGAGGAAUUAAACUAGGAUGUGACCAUAAUGUUAUCAUUGAAAAAAGGAAAUGAAGAGCCAUUUGGAAAUCCUGGACAAACGUAGUAUUGAAUCUAUUAUUUCUCAAAAUCUUGCGGAUUAAACAUGAGAGUAAAACAUGUCGGAUAUCUCAUUAGAAGGAAUUACCAACUUUACAUCAAAAGAACAAGAGUCCAGCAGUCCAUUUCAUAUAUCUGAGUACGUUCAGGUAAUGAUCAUUGUGAUGUACACAAUCGUCAUCUUGAUUGCCAUUGGUGGAAACAGUAUUGUCUGCUAUUUGGUUUACGCCUACAAAAGAAUGCAGACCGUGCCUAACUAUUUCAUUGUCAAUCUUGCCAUCAGCGACAUUAUCAUGGCCUUAUUCUGCAUUCCGUUCACAUUCAUCGCCAACCUGAUUUUGAACUACUGGCCGUUUGGAGAAGCACUCUGUCCUGCAGUUUUAUACAUUCAAACCGUUGCAGUGUUUCUUAGCUCGUACACUCUAGUGGCAAUGAGCAUUGAUAGAUAUAUUGUGAUUGUACACCCAUUUAAACCCCGAAUAUCGGUGAGACAAACGGUGCUGACUAUCCUCGCAAUAUGGCUAGUGUCAUUAACAAUCCCGUUGCCCACCUUUAUCAAGUCAAGGGUCAUAUACCAUUCCAACACCAGCGGCCAAUGUCGGGAAGAAUGGGGAAACAAUACAGAACAGUACACAUACGGUCUUUCUCUAAUGAUUCUACACUACUUUGCACCUCUUGUGCUUCUGCUGUUCUCAUACUCAAGAAUCGGAUACACUAUAUGGAGGAUGAACAUUAACGGCACGGACAAGAAUAAAAGAAAACUCCAGUUGGCAAAAGCAAAAAAGAAGAUGAUUAAGAUGAUGGUCACAGUGGUCAUUUUCUUCGCCUUAUGCUGGCUCCCUUUUCACACAAUUACAUUGAUUGGCGAUAUCAAUCCGACAAUUUACAACAACAGCAUUGUGCCCAUUAUUUGGCUGUGCUUUCAUUGGUUGUCUAUGAGUAACAGUUGCUACAACCCAAUGAUUUACUUGUGGAUGAGCCCGAAGUUUCGGACUGGGUUAAAAAUGGCCCUGAGCAAUUGCAAUCUUCGAAGGAAAUCGAAAACAUCUUCAGAUGAUGAGAUUUAUGAAAAGAUCCAUAUGGUUUUUCCGAGAUUACGACUGGAAAUUCAAAUUGAGGAUAAUGUCAAGAACAAUACAACAUCGCCACGCGGACGUGUUUCAUCUGCCAAUGUAAAGUCGGAUCAGCCAAUGAUACCAAGAAGCAUUCAUAGUGACACGUAACGUUCAUAAAUGUACAUUUGUAUACCAUAUAGUGAAGGCACAUUAUUAUUUCACAUUUUCUGUCGCAUAUAUUAACAUCUUCCAUCCUUUUCACUUUCUAUGAAUGCUUAUAUGCAUAUAUAUCACUUUAUAAAUCGUAAUAUUAUUGCGUUUUAACUUCUACACAUAUUUCAGUUUUUGAUGUCACUUACAAUUUAUUUGUACAAAUAAUAACAACUGAUGGUACGUGGAAAUGAAUAGGAUUUAUCAACUUCCUUGAGUUAUGUUUGUGUAUUUCACCAAUGCAUUGACACCAUUGAGACAAACCAAAACCAUCCAAGCUCAAAUCCAAAAUUCUUGUUGUUUACAUUUUAGCGUAGAUAUGCUCUACUGGCCCCAAUUUCUCGAAACUUCUUAAGUCCCUUCUAACAGGAUUAAGCUAAUCUCUCACUAUUUUUGUUGUCCUAUAAAAUGUGUAAUAUUGACUUCUUCAAGAUUUUUUGGAAAUUAUGUAGGAAUAAUCUGUAUGAUUAUCAGAAUAAACCAUUUUUCACUUAUCAAAAUCCAUUUUCAGUAAGUAUUUUUGUUAACUGAAAUAAGCGACUUAAGCCUGUUAAGCUUAAGAAGUUUCGAUAAAUUGGGGCCUGUUGAUUUGGUAAUGUCUGAAUAUAAAGAUGAAGCGAAAAGACUCAUGUCGAUAUAACUUCAUAAAUAUGCAUUUGUGAGGUUUAUGCAUGAAAGUACCAAAGCUUUCUAUGUUUAAAUGUCACUUUGUACCUUCUGGUAAUUUAUUCCAUACAUUUGCAAAUAUAUCUCCUAACAAAUGCAUGAAUUACCGUUUUACAUUUUGAGAGGCCAUUAAAGCUCUGGUAAAGUUGUAAUGGUCACCGUCGUCAAAUUUAUAACGAAAUGAUUAUCUUUGAUAUCAUUUUUUGUUUUUGAAUAUUUCAUCAAUAUUAUUAUCACCAUAAAAUAUAUCAUCUUGAGAUGUAAAACAAAGUAUGAGCUACAGUUUACCAAUGUGAUAGAAAAUGUAAU
Molecule: messenger RNA, 2796 nt
Organism: Mya arenaria
Lineage: Eukaryota; Metazoa; Mollusca; Bivalvia; Myida; Myidae
Product: RYamide receptor-like
Exons: 2
Coding region: 616-1779 (387 amino acids)
Biological process (GO): G protein-coupled receptor signaling pathway
Cellular component (GO): membrane
Molecular function (GO): neuropeptide receptor activity
Source: RefSeq, a predicted model, not a curated record